AGAGAGAGAGAGAGAGAGAGAGGGACAGCGAAGGAGAGGAAAGGGCGCAUGAGAGGAAGGGCAUGGCGAACCUGUCCAGCCUUGUACACGAGCUGCGAGAACGCAUAGCAGCCUCUUCAUCGACUCCUCCAAAUAACGGAGGCGACGACGCUUUGGAACUCAGAUUCCGCGCCGUUCUCCCCAAUCUUCUCCACGCCUACGUGGUCCCCUCUUCCUCUGCGAAUGAGAGAGAAGUUAUAGCUGUACUGAAGCUAAUCGCUCACACUGCAAGGAAUUUUCCUGGAGUCUUUUACCACGGAAAGGCUAGUGCAAUUUUACCCGCGGUCGGUCGAGUACUGCCUUUCUUUGCGGAGCCUUCGUUUCGCUCUCGACACGGAGUAAUUUUUGAGACGGUUGGAUCCCUUUUAUCCUUACUUCGCACUGGAGCUCGAGACACGUACCGACAAUUUUUCGUUGAUUCCAUGUUGGUUGUUGAAGAUCUUUUGUAUGUUGCUUUACUAUGUGCUGACAAUUCAAACAUUACGGAAUCCAGUUGCUUGACUUUGAAAUGCUUCCGUGAGACCUUUAUGGGAAUUUUAAGUGACCCUGCUCAUCUUGGGGAUCUUCCAGAAAGCAAUAAACCAUCUGAUGGUGCUGGUAUUAUGAUUAACCUUACGGGAAAAAGGAGGUGGCGACCUUUUGCUACUUGGAUCAUUAAGCUUCUCAGUAAAUGCUUAACGGAAGGAACUUUGUAUGUUGAAGGACUAAUCCAUGCUUCAUUUGUUUCGGCUGCAUGUUCUCUUUUAUGUUAUGGCGAUGCUGAUUUGCAAAUGGCAUGUUUUGACUUUGCACGCAUCAUUGGAUCAGUGACAAAUUAUGAUAUUAUUGCUCGUCACAAUCUGAUCCAGUCAAUAACUACCAUAUUAAGUGAGGACAAAGAGGGUCUUCCUGUUUUCAGAAAUAUGGCUUAUGAUUCAUCCUUGGGUGGCUGCCUUAAUGCACUACACUCCAGUUGUUCUGAUGAUGUAGUCAACCUAACAGCUGUAGAUUUAGUCAAUGUUUUUCCUCGGUCAAUGUGGAGAACUAAAAGCCAGGAGCUUAAGGUUGCAUUGUGCAAUGCAUACAUACGAAUUGCUAAAAUCUGCCCCCCUCAUGUCUGGAAGCCAGAAUCCCUUAUUCACAUGCUCUGUUUUCCAGAACCUUGCUUUCAACUGAUAGACUGCUUUCAAGUUGCUUUGUCAAUUCUUGGGCCUGAUAGUGUUGGGGGCAAAGCAACAAAUUACUGUGGUCAGGAUUCAUUAACAUCAAGUGAUACAUCAAUUGAAAACUUGAGGGUUGGAGAAAAGAGGCCCAUUCUGGAUGUGGAUACUUUCAAGGUCAAACGUCAGAAGUUGGAUCUAGAAACGAUGGCUUCUGUUGCUAGUGUUCAGAUGCAAAGCAAGUAUACUAGCAUCGUCGCUUGUGAAAGAGAAGACAAAUAUGCGAAUGAUAUGCAUAAAUCACUUCAUUCAUUUGUUAGAUAUCUAAGCUCUCCUGAUGUUGGACGUGAUACUUUAAGCCCUCAUGUUGCAUUGACAGCUCUUAGCAUGCUAUGCAUUGCCUUCUAUAGAUACCCAGAGACCAAUCUGUCAAUCUGCAUUUUCCAACAGAUGUAUGCAUGGAUACCCUGGAUAUGCGAUCUGGCAAAGCAAGGAAAUUCGAUCGCACUUGAUGUUUCCAUUUACUUGGAAGGAAUUCACAGCAUAUUGCUUUUGCAAAGUACCCCUUUUUUGGAGACCGAGAUAUUAAAAAAUACAGAUAAUAAGGCAGACCUUUUACCUGUGGUACUAAAGCUACCAUGGUCCCAUUCUCUUGUGGUUACUGAACCUCAUCAUAGAUGGACAACUAAAUGUAUCUCAGUUCAAGUGGCUUCCAAGCUUGGUCCUAGCUUAAUAACUGAAAUUGGUCUUGAAGUCUUGGACUUGAGCCUUCAUGAUGAAGUUGAAGAAGUUAGACUUGAAGCCGUUGUUUCUAUGCCAGUGAUUGUCUUGUGGUCUGGUCUUGGUGCACUAACACAUAUAUUCAGAAGGCUGGAGUUCUUAGGGAGAGAGAAGGAUGAGAAGGUUAAGAGUAUCAUUCCCCUUUCUCUUGGUUUUUUGUCAUGCCUUCAUGGAUCUUUUGCUGCUGUAGAUGGUCUGCAUAAAAGUGCAUGCAAGUUAUUUCUGAAUAUAAACAAUGAGAAACAUAGUCAAACAUUGGAUUACUUGCCUAAAGGAUUCUGGUGUUCGAAGUGUGACCGAAAUGUUGUACACAAUCAUGAACUAUAUUCAAGAAUAAUAGAUCCAUCCGAUUUGCAUCAGACAGAAAUUAGUUUGGAUUCUGAUUUCUUCCAUCUACAGACUCUUUUCUUUGAAAUUCUUUAUGAUGAGUCAUCAGAAGAGGCUCAAGUUGCCUGUGUGGGAAUUCUUCGAAGGAUUCUUAUACAUGGGACUCCAGAUCUUCUGCUUAAAACAAGAUCUGAAUGGACCAAAUGCAUUGAAUUUUUGCUCCUUAAUCGAAGGAAGGCUGUGAGGGAAGCCUUUUGCUCUCAGAUUAGUUCCUUUCUUGAGGAUCAUAUUUUCAGCUAUUUGUUUUUUUGUGAGGGCAGAUCCAACCAAAGCAAAGAACAAAAUUUUCUGGAUAUAAUUAAACAUGCCUUGGCAGCAGCUGAAGAUCCCCAAAUCUUUGAAACUCUUUUGGAAUCUACUGCAGAAAUCAUGGUUGCAGUUGAUAUUCACAGCCAACUUUUCUUGUUGUCUCUCAUCUUGUUAGUUGAUCAGCUUGAUAACCAACAUGUUACAGUGAGAAUGAGUGCAUCGAGGUUAAUACACAAAUCUUGCUACUUUCAGCUUAAAGGAGGAUUCGAGCUUACCCUUCUUAAAGUUGUUCAUAUACGAAAUGAACUAUUUGAUUAUCUAUCUGCGAGGCUUGCCAGCCGUCCAAAAAUGGUCAGGGAGUUUGCAGAAGCUGUUCUUGGUAUUGAAACUGAAGAACUUGUGAAGAAAAUGAUUCCUGUUGUUCUUCCAAAGGUAGUGGUGUCUCAGCAGGAUAAUGAUCAAGCAGUUGAUACCUUAUAUGAGUUGGCCAAGUGUGUGAAUAUCGAUAUGGUGCCUCUGAUAGUUAAUUGGCUGCCAAAAGUGCUUGCUUUUGCUCUCCAUCGUGCUGAUGAGCAAGAGUUACUCUCAGCUUUGCAAUUUUACCAUACACAUACUGGUUCUGACAAGCAAGAAAUAUUUGCGGCAGCAUUACCUGCCCUUUUAGAUGAACUGGUUUGCUUUCUGGAUGGUGGUGAUUCGGAUGAGAUAACUGAAAGGUUAGGAAGAGUACCUCAGAUGAUUAAAGAAGUUGCUAGAGUUCUAACUGGUGGCGAAGAUCUUCCAGGAUUUUUGAGGAAUCAUUUUGUUGGCCUCCUUAACAGUAUUGAUAGAAAAAUGCUCCAUGCCGAUGAUUUAUCGCUGCAGCAACAAGCCUUAAAACGUAUUGAGAUGCUGAUUAAAAUGAUGGAAACUCACCUUAGUACUUAUGUGCCAAAACUGAUGGUUCUUCUCAUGCAUGCUGUUGAUAAAGAAUCGCUACAGACUGAGGGUCUCUGUGUCUUGCUUUUUUUCAUUGAGCAGCUAGCAAAAGUAUCACCAUCUAGCACAAAACAUGUAAUUUCUCAAGUUUUUGCUGCUCUUAUUCCUUUGUUGGAGAGAGAGAAAGAAAAUCCUUCAACGAAGUUGGAUAAAGUGGUUAGAAUUUUGGAAGAACUUGUUUUAAAGAACAAGGUUACGCUAAAGGAACGUAUUCGCGAGUUCCCUCCAUUACCCAGUAUUCCUGCUUUGACAGAAGUUAACAGAGCAAUACAAGAUGCCCGUGGGUCCAUGAUCUUGAAGGAUCAAUUGCGAGAUGUUGCUGAUGGUUUGAAUCAUGAGAACUUGAAUGUGAGGUAUAUGGUAGUGUUCGAGUUGAGAAAGUUGCUAAACCUAAGAAGGGGUGAGGUUACAGCUCUGAUCACUGCCGAAGCUGGUUCAGACAUGGAUAUUUUGAGCUCUUUGAUCGCAUCUUUACUAAGAGGAUGUGCAGAAGAAUCAAGGACUGCAGUAGGACAGCGGCUGAAGUUGAUCUGUGCGGAUUGCCUAGGAGCACUGGGUGCAGUUGACCCUGCCAAAGUGAAGGGUUUUUCAUGCCAACGCUUUAAAAUUGAAUGUUCUGAUGAUGACCUCAUAUUUGAGUUGAUCCACAAGCAUCUGGCCAGGGCUUUCAGAGCUGCACCAGAUACCAUUAUUCAAGACUCAGCUGCAUUGGCUAUACAGGAGCUGCUAAAAAUUGCAGGUUGUGAGGCAUCACUGGACAUCAAUGCUUCUGCUUCUAUGUCACAGCCACUGAAGGAAAAAGGAUCUUUGAAAGUUGCUGCAACUGGGAUUAAGAGUGCUACUGGUAGCAGUGAGAUGAAUGGGAGGGGUCAGAAACUGUGGGACCGGUUUUCUAAUUAUGUUAAAGAGAUAAUUGCCCCCUGCUUAACCUCUAGAUUUCAGCUUCCAAAUGUGGCUGAUUCUGCAUGCACUGGCCCAAUUUACCGCCCCUCUAUGUCAUUCAGGAGGUGGAUUUUCUUUUGGAUAAAAAAACUAACUGUGCAUGCAACUGGAUCUCGUGCUGGUAUUUUUAAUUCUUGUCGAGGUAUAGUGCGCCAUGAUAUGCAAACAGCUAUGUAUCUGCUGCCAUAUUUAGUCCUUGAUGCUGUUUGUCAUGGUACAAGGGAAGCACGCAGUGGCAUAACAGAAGAAAUACUAUAUGUUCUUGAUGCUGCCGCAUCAGAAAAUAGUGGGGCUACAGUUCAUGGAGUCAGUGGUGGGCAAAAUGAAGUUUGCGUCCAGGCUGUGUUCACUCUUCUUGAUAAUCUUGGCCAAUGGGUGGAUGAUGUUGAACAAGAGCUAGCUCUUUCCCGGUCUUUUCAGUCAUCAGCUUCUAAGCAGCAGGCAUCCAAGUCAAAGGAUCAACAUCCAACUUUGACAGAUCAGGAUCAGCUCCUCGUACAGUAUAAAUAUGUUUCCGAACUGCUGACUGCAAUCCCAAAGGUGACACUUGCCAGAGCCUCUUUUAGUUGCCAGGCUUAUGCAAGGUCUCUAAUGUACUAUGAGUCUCAUGUACAGGAGAAGUCAGGUUCUUUCAACCCUGCAGCUGAGAGGAGUGGCGUUUUUGAGGACGAAGAUAUCUCAUAUCUAAUGGAAAUAUACAGCUGUCUGGAUGAGCCUGAUGGUCUUUCUGGAUUGGCUUGUUUACGUAAAUCUUUAAGGUUACAAGACCAACUCUUAAUCAACAAAAAAGCAGGAAACUGGGCAGAGGUUUUAACUUCAUGCGAACAGGCUCUGCAAAUGGAACCAACUUCAGUUCAGAGGCAUUCAGAUGUGCUUAACUGUUUACUAAACAUGUGCCACCUUCAGGCCAUGGUAACUCAUGUGGAUGGUUUGAUCUCAAGGAUUCCACAAUACAAGAAAACAUGGUGCAUGCAAGGUGUGCAAGCAGCAUGGAGGCUUGGCAGGUGGGAUUUGAUGGAUGAAUACCUUAAUGAAGCUGAUGAAGAGGGUUUACUUUGUAGCAGCUCUGAGAGUAAUGCCUCCUUUGACAUGGAUGUUGCAAAGAUUCUCCAAGCAAUGAUGAAGAAGGAUCAAUUCUCAGUUGCUGAGAAAAUUGCAGUGUCCAAACAAGCUCUGAUUGCUCCUCUGGCUGCUGCUGGCAUGGAUUCCUAUACAAGGGCAUAUCCAUUCAUUGCGAAACUUCACUUGCUACGAGAACUGGAAGACUUCCAAGGUCUUCUUGUUGAUGACUCUUUCUUGGAGAAAUCAUUUCAUUUGGGUGAUCUGGGAUUCUCCAAAGUGAUAGAGAACUGGGAGAAUCGUCUCAGAUUUACACAGCCAUCACUUUGGGCAAGGGAGCCACUUUUGGCUUUCCGAAGACUGGUUUUUGGUUCCAGUGGUCUUGGUGCUCAUGUUGGGAACUGCUGGGUUCAAUACGCAAAGCUCUGUCGCUUGGCUGGUCACUAUGAAACAGCCAACCGAGCAAUUCUUGAAGCUCAGGCUUCAGGAGCAUCUAAUGUGCACAUGGAAAAGGCCAAGCUUCUGUGGAGUACUAGGCGAUCUGAUGGUGCCAUUACAGAGCUGCAACACACUCUCCUGAACACGCCUGUUGAGGUUGUAGGUUCUGCUGUAAUAUCAUCAAUUACUAGUCUUUCACUAGUUCCACUGAACCCACUGCCCUUGGUUUGCGACAGUCAGGCUUUGAAUGAAAAUCGAGAUAUUGCAAAGACCCUUCUCCUCUAUUCUAGGUGGAUCCACUACACUGGGCAGAAGCAGAAAGAAGAUGUGAUAAGUCUUUAUUCAAGGGUGAGAGAACUGCAGCCUAAGUGGGAGAAAGGAUACUUCUAUAUGGCCAAGUAUUGUGAUGAACUGCUCGCUGAUGCCAGGAAACGUCAGGAAGAGAAUUUUGAUAUAGGUCCUAGGAUGGUGCCAUCAACUUCUGCUAUUGUUGGUUCUUCAAAUGUAAACAGUGAGAAGCAUUGGUGGUCUUACGUGCCUGAUGUAUUGUUAUUCUAUGCAAAGGGGCUACAUAGGGGCCACAAGAAUCUCUUUCAAGCACUUCCAAGGUUGUUGACCCUGUGGUUUGAUUUUGGAAGCAUUUAUCAGAGAAGUGGUUCAUCAUCCAAGAAAGAUUUGAAAGGCGUCCAUGGGAAGGUAAUGAGUAUUAUGCGUGGCUGUCUGAAUGAUUUGCCAAUAUAUCAGUGGUUAACAGUUCUGCCUCAGUUAGUUUCCAGAAUUUGCCAUCAAAAUGAAGAAAUUGUUCGAUUGGUCAAGCACAUUAUUACCUCAGUGCUUCGGCAAUACCCACAGCAAGCCCUGUGGAUUAUGGCGGCAGUUUCAAAAUCCACUGUUCCGUCAAGGCGGGAGGCAGCUGCAGAAAUAAUACAAGCUGCACGGAAAGGAUUCAGUCAAGGAAACAAUGGCAACAAUUUGUUUGUUCAGUUUGCUAGCCUGAUUGAUCAUCUAAUCAAGUUGUGUUUCCAUCCUGGUCAGCCAAAAGCAAGGACAAUUAAUAUCUCAACUGAAUUUAGUGCCUUGAAAAGGAUGAUGCCACUGGGAAUUAUCAUGCCAAUUCAACAAUCUCUUACUGUGAGUCUACCAACAUAUGAUGUGAAUUUCACAGACGUGACCUCUAAUAUCUUUUCUGCCACAGACCUUCCUACAAUAUCAGGAAUAACUGAUGAAGCUGAGAUUCUUUCUUCUCUUCAGCGACCUAAGAAAAUUGUUCUUUUGGGCAGUGAUGGGAGGGAACAUCCAUUCCUAUGCAAACCCAAGGAUGACCUUAGGAAAGAUGCGCGAAUGAUGGAGUUCACGGCGAUGAUAAAUCGUUUGUUAUCCAAAUAUCCUGAAAGCCGUCGAAGGAAUCUUUACAUUCGCACCUUUGCGGUGAUUCCUCUAACAGAGGACUGUGGUAUGGUAGAAUGGGUGCCCCACACUCGUGGACUGCGGCAUAUACUUCAAGACAUUUACAUAACCUGUGGGAAAUUUGAUAGGCAGAAGACGAAUCCUCAAAUUAAACGAAUUUAUGAUCAAUGCCAAGGUAAAAUGCUGGAGGAGGAGAUGUUGAAAACCAAAAUCCUUCCAAUGUUUCCACCAGUAUUUCACAAAUGGUUCUUGAACACUUUUUCUGAGCCAGCAGCUUGGUUUAGAGCUCGGGUUGCUUAUGCUCACACUACUGCAGUUUGGUCCAUGGUUGGGCAUAUUGUGGGGCUGGGUGACCGACAUGGUGAAAACAUUCUUUUUGAUUCAACCACCGGUGAUUGUGUUCAUGUUGAUUUCAGCUGCUUAUUUGACAAAGGCUUGCAGUUGGAGAAGCCGGAGCUGGUGCCUUUCAGGCUAACCCAGAACAUGAUUGAUGGCUUGGGCAUCACAGGGUAUGAGGGUAUCUUCUUGAGGGUCUGUGAAAUCACGUUGUCUGUCCUGAGAACACACAGGGAGACUUUGAUGAGUGUUCUUGAAACUUUCAUUCAUGACCCGCUUGUGGAAUGGACAAAAUCUCACAAGUCCAGUGGAGUAGAAGUUCAGAAUCCACACGCACAGCGAGCCAUCAACAAUAUUGAGGCACGGUUGCAAGGAGUUGUUGUUGGUGUUGGGGCAGCACCAUCUUUGCCUCUGGCUGUAGAAGGUCAGGCUCGUCGAUUAAUAGCGGAAGCAGUAUCUCACAAGAAUCUUGGUAAGAUGUAUAUAUGGUGGAUGCCAUGGUUUUAGGAUUUAAAUGGAUAGAAAGGUUUCUCCUGUACUUGAGUCCAGGUGAGAUAGGCUGGAUAUUUCUUCUUCUGCUUAUAAAGUUUUGAGGCUUUUGUUUCGGCAAGGGCAUUUUUAGUAUUGAAUUGAAAUGUGGAAAACUGUUGAUGAAUUAAGGAGACCGUCGAAGGAAGCUCAUUUUUGUACGCUGUAUGCCGACCUCAACCGCUGAAACUAUAGAUGUGCCGGCAGCAUCUCCACCAGAGUAUACCCUCAAAUCCAAUGGCUUGGCCCUCUUUUUUUUUUUUUUUAAUUCUUUCUUUUUAAGGUGUCUACCAGGGGUCAGGAUACAGAGAGAAUAAGGACCCUCUGUAUACGAGAUAUUUCGUUUUGUAUACCCCUUUGGGUAGGCAUAGGUCUUUUGUGUAGUGUAUAUAGAUUGUGGAAAACGACUACUUGUACCUCAUUGUAAUUUAUUUCUUUGUAUAUAAUUUCUGUUUCUGUAA
Juglans regia (Persian walnut) is the source of this 8743-nucleotide messenger RNA. Its product is annotated as serine/threonine-protein kinase ATR. Bases 63 to 8261 code for a protein of 2732 amino acids. Gene Ontology annotation, molecular function: protein binding; protein serine/threonine kinase activity. NCBI's taxonomy places the organism in Eukaryota, Viridiplantae, Streptophyta, Magnoliopsida, Fagales, Juglandaceae. The record is from RefSeq and is a predicted model, not a curated record. Gene Ontology annotation, biological process: protein phosphorylation; DNA damage checkpoint signaling; telomere maintenance. The transcript has 15 exons. Gene Ontology annotation, cellular component: nucleus.